CCACGGCCAUUUUCGUAUCUCAUCAGCCGACCGCCACCUCCUCUUCUCUUCGAACCAUCCACACCAACAGUCAAAAUGGCGCCCUCAGCAACCGGUGGCAAGAAGCAAAAGAAGAAGUGGUCCAAGGGCAAGGUCAAGGACAAGGCCCAGCACGCCGUUGUCUUCGAGAAGAGCACCCUUGAGAAGCUCAACAAGGAUGUCCAGACCUACCGUCUGAUCACCGUUGCCACCCUCGUCGAUCGCCUGAAGAUCAACGGCUCCCUUGCCCGCAAGGCCCUUGCCGACCUCGAGGAGCAGGGUCAGAUCAAGAAGGUUGUCAGCCACUCCAAGCUGAACAUCUACACCCGCGCCGUCACCGCCGAGUAAACGUCCCGUUUCCUCUCGUCCUUUCUCGCGG
Messenger RNA from Penicillium brasilianum, 397 nucleotides. The record is from the annotation of a GenBank genome assembly. NCBI's taxonomy places the organism in Eukaryota, Fungi, Ascomycota, Eurotiomycetes, Eurotiales, Aspergillaceae.